This is a messenger RNA of Silurus meridionalis, 486 nucleotides long. RefSeq names its product C-C motif chemokine 14-like. Gene Ontology annotation, molecular function: chemokine activity. The transcript is spliced from 3 exons. The record is from RefSeq and is a predicted model, not a curated record. Lineage: Eukaryota; Metazoa; Chordata; Actinopteri; Siluriformes; Siluridae. Gene Ontology annotation, cellular component: extracellular region. Bases 86 to 337 code for a protein of 83 amino acids. Gene Ontology annotation, biological process: immune response.
UAAAAAGAGUCAGUACUCUGUAACUAAAGCAAACUUGAAGUGAGAGAGAGACGAGAGAAGAUCUUCACACACACAUUCUGAGAACAUGAAGAUGAGUUUUGUGUUUCUGCUCCUGGGCUUCUUCCUGAUCAUGGCGCACGACUCGGGUGCUACAGUGCCUGAUCCUCAUCCUGUUUCAUGCUGUUUCAAAUUCUUCUCUGGUAAAAUUCCCCCUCAACACAUCCUGAAUAUGAAACAGACGGACCGCCAGUGUGCACAGCAGGGCUUCAUUGUUUCGACUCCUAAGUUCUCCAGACUGUGUGUUCGUGAAAAUCCCAAGAAACCAAACAGUCUUUAAUUUUGCAGCUCAAAUCAGAAAGAAUUCCAAAUAAUAUUUGUGUAACUUUUUAUGAAAAUUUGUUCUCAGGUCACAUAAUCAUUCUGUUCUCAUGCUGAAGCUUGGAUUUAUUGAACAUUGUCGUAAAUAAAAGCAAUUAUUCAAAUAAA